Pseudozyma flocculosa PF-1 is the source of this 1170-nucleotide messenger RNA. RefSeq lists its product as uncharacterized. The record is from RefSeq and is a predicted model, not a curated record. Gene Ontology annotation, cellular component: cytosol. Bases 1 to 1170 code for a protein of 389 amino acids. The transcript is spliced from 2 exons. Gene Ontology annotation, biological process: NAD+ catabolic process; NADP+ catabolic process. Gene Ontology annotation, molecular function: NADH pyrophosphatase activity. Lineage: Eukaryota; Fungi; Basidiomycota; Ustilaginomycetes; Ustilaginales; Ustilaginaceae.
AUGUCGACCCACACGCCCUUUCCCUCGUUUUCCACCGUCAACUUCUACGCCGGAUCCAAGCUCAACCGCCUCUCGUGGCUCCGCACCUCGUCGGCCUUUCUCAACAGCGCCAUCUCGUCGGACGCCACCCGCUUCGUCGUCCUCAACAACCUCGACCCGCUCGUCCACAAGGCAGGCGACAAGGAAGGCGGCCUCGCCACCCUCUCCUGGGCCGAGGUGCGCGACACGAUCGAGCAGAGCAAGCAGCUCUGCGGCGGCACCGGCCCGGGCAUCUUUGGGCCCGACGUCUACCGCCUCGAGAACCGCGCGGGCGAGCAAAGACAGAAGGAGUUUGCGCGCGCCACCGACGGGCUCGGGCCCAGCAACCUCGCCCUCGUCUUUCUCGGCAUCGACGAGUCUGACCUCGCCGCCACCUCGCUGCCCGGCCAGAUGGCCCAGGACGCCUCCAACAACGCCGACAAGGCCGCAAACGACGACGACGCCAAUGCGCCCGCUGGCAGACCCUACUUUGCCCUCUCGCUCAGCUUUGUCCCGCCCACCAACGGUGCUGGCGCUGGCGCUGGUACUGCCUCGGAGCAGCUGCCCACCCGCAAGCUCCUGGACAAGCUCAAGGCCGAUGACAAGUACGACUUCCUCGACAUGCGCGCCAAUUCGGCCACCAAGUCGUGGCCGCUCGAGGAUGCCGCCGUCGUGGCACAGGCAAAGAGCCUGGUCGACUGGAACGAGAGGUGCCAGUACUGCCCCGCCUGUGCCCGCCGCCAGUAUUCGCUCUGGUCGGGCUACAAGCGCGGCUGUUCGUCGUCGCUCGCACCCUACGCCCCUCCUACCUCCUCCUCCUCCUCCUCCUCCUCAUCGCCGUCAUUCACGCAGCCAUUCGAGUCGACAUCGACCGACAUCUGCCCGUCGACGCAGGUGCUGAGCAACUUCCACUACCCGCGCACCGACCCCGUCAUCAUCAUGGCCAUCAUCAGCGCCGACGGCAACAGCGUGCUGCUGGGCCGGCAGAAAAAGUGGCCGCGGGGCUUCGUCAGCUGCCUCGCUGGCUUCUGCGAGCCCGGCGAGUCGUUUGAGGAGGCCGUCAGGAGGGAGGUGCUCGAAGAGGCCGGCGUCAAGGUCAAUGAGGUCGUCUACCAUUCCAGCCAGCCCUGGCCGUACCCUACCAAUUUGUGA